UUAUUCCACACCUCUAAUUUCAUUUCGUUUGUGCACAUUUUCUUUGAAAGACGCUUUAGAUUGUUGGAUUUUGUUUCAUGUAUUGUGCCCUUUGUGCUAAAAGUGCAUCCGCCAUUUUACGCAGAGAUGUCGACCUAUUUCGGGGUCUAUAUCCCGACCUCCAAGGCGGGCUGUUUUGAGGGAUCGGUAUCGCAGUGCAUCGGCUCCAUAGCCGCGGUGAACAUAAAGCCAUCCAAUCCGGCGUCUGGAUCGGCAUCAGGAGCAUCGGGAUCGCCAUCCGGCUCCUUGCAAACGGGAAACACAGACGAUGGCAGUUCUGCCACCAAGUACGAGGAUCCCGACUAUCCACCGGAUUCGCCACUGUGGCUGAUAUUCACGGAUAAAUCCAAGGCCCUGGACGUCCUGCGACACUACAAGGAGGCUCGCCUCCGCGAAUUUCCCAAUCUGGAGCAGGCGGAGAGUUACGUUCAGUUUGGGUUCGAGAGCAUCGAGGCGCUCAAGAGAUUUUGCAAGGCAAAGCCCGAAAGCAAGCCCAUUCCGAUAAUCAGCGCUAGCGGUUACAAGAGCUCGACGGACAACUCGCCGACGGGUAACGGCAGUGGUUUCAUCAUUCCCCUGGGAAGCAAUUCCUCAAUGUCCAAUUUACUGCUCAGUGGCUCACCGACUUCCUCGCCGAACAGCUCCAGCAACAUCAUUGCCAAUGGGCGACAGCAGCAGUUACAGCAGCCGCAACAGCCGGAUGUGUCUGGAGAAGGCCCUCCAUUCCGGGCGCCCACCAAACAGGAACUGGUAGAGUUUCGAAAGCAGAUCGAAGGUGGGCACAUCGACCGGGUCAAGAGGAUUAUAUGGGAGAAUCCCCGAUUUUUGAUCAGCAGCGGUGAUACGCCCACCAGUUUGAAGGAGGGCUGUCGCUAUAAUGCCAUGCACAUCUGCGCCCAGGUCAAUAAGGCCAAGAUCGCUCAGUUGCUACUAAAUACCAUUUCGGAUCGGGAGUUCACUCAGCUUUACGCUGGCAAGAAGGGCAGUGGCAAGAUGUGUACUGCCCUCAACAUCAGUCUCCUGGACUACUACCUGAACAUGCCGGACAAGGGGCGCGGCGAAACACCGCUCCACUUUGCCGCGAAGCAUGGUCAUGUGGCCAUGGUCGAGGUUCUCGUUUCCUAUCCAGAGUGCAAAUCGCUGCGGAAUCAUGAGGGCAAGGAGCCCAAGGAAAUCAUCUGCCUGCGCAAUGCUAAUGCUACACAUGUGACCAUCAAGAAGCUGGAGCUGCUCUUGUACGAUCCGCAUUUUGUGCCCGUACUAAGAUCCCAGUCAAAUACACUGCCGCCAAAAGUGGGUCAACCGUUCUCGCCCAAAGAUCCGCCGGCGGACGAUUGCGAGGGCCUCAACGGGGACCUGGCAAUCAGUGCGCUGGCGGGACCCAUGUCCCGCGAAAAGGCCAUGAACUUCUAUCGCCGUUGGAAGACACCACCGCGGGUCAGCAACAAUGUGAUGUCGCCGCUGACUAGUUCACCAUUUAGCUCGCCGGUGAAGGUAACGCCGAGCAAGUCGAUCUUUGAUCGAAGUGCUGGAAACUCGAGUCCAGUCCAUUUAGGACGCAGAGUGCUCUUUAGUCCAUUGGCGGAGACGACCAACUUACUAAAACGCCCAAUGCCCAAUGAGAGCGAGCACAACAAUAAUAAUGUGAAGCCAGUGUAUCCGUUGGAGUUCCCGGCCACACCCAUUCGCCAAUUGAAACCGGAUUUAUUUAUGGCCUAUCGCAACAACAAUAGCCUUGAUUCGCCAUCUUUGGCCGAUGACUCCCAAAUCCUGGACAUGAGCCUAAGCCGCAGCAUGAAUGCGUCGCUAAAUGACAGCUUGCGUGAGCGCCACAUCAAGAACACUGAUAUCGAGAAGGGUCUAGAGGUGGUCGGCCGCCAACUGGCACGACAGGAGCAGUUAGAGUGGCGCGAGUACUGGGAUUUUCUCGAUUCAUUUUUAGACAUUGGUACGGCCGAAGGGUUGGCCCGCCUGGAAACGUAUUUCAUGGAAAAGACCGAACAUCAGGCGGAUAAAUCAGAAACGGUCUGGAACUUUGCCCAUCUGCAUCAGUAUUUCGAUUCGAUGGCCAGCGAUCAACAGCAGGAACUUCGAAAGGAUAAAAAUGAGGCUGCGGCAGCAACUUCGCCAUCCGCCGGAGUCAUGACUCCGUACACAUGCGUAGAGAAGUCGCUGCAAGUGUUCGCCAAGCGCAUCACUAAAACGUUGAUCAACAAAAUCGGCAACAUGGUGUCCAUCAACGACACGCUGCUCUGUGAGCUCAAAAGACUGAAAUCGCUGAUUGUCAGCUUUAAGGAUGAUGCCCGCUUCAUUAGCGUGGACUUUAGCAAGGUGCAUUCACGUAUCGCCCAUCUGGUGGCCAGCUAUGUGACCCACUCGCAGGAGGUCAGCGUAGCCAUGCGUCUGCAGUUGUUGCAGAUGCUUCGAAGUUUUCGCCAACUGCUGGCCGACGAGCGCGGCCGAGAGCAGCAUUUGGGCUGCGUGUGCGCUAGUCUAUUGCUGAUGCUAGAACAGGCACCGACCUCCGCCGUGCAUCUACCAGACACUCUGAAGACCGAGGAGCUAUGUUGCGCCGCCUGGGAGACGGAGCAGAGUUGCGCAUGUCUGUGGGAUGCAAAUCUCAGCCGUAAGACCAGUCGUCGAAAGCGCACUAAGUCGCUGCGGGCAGCCGCCGUUGUUCAGUCUCAGUCGCUGACGCACGGUCAGCUUCAGGAUACUCCGGGAUCGACAGGGUCUUCCGCCUUGCACGCUUCGCUAGGUGUGGGAUCGGCCAGUUUGGGAGCAUCAGGUGUCGUGGCGUCCCCAUCGAAAACUGAUUGGCGCAUUCAACAAAGCGACAUCUUUUUCGACUGCACUAAUGAUUCGCUGCCUUAUGAAAGCAGCAGCGAGGACGAGGAAAACUUCCAUACGCCGCCGCAAAGCUUGUCGCCACGCAUUUCCAUGGAUUUGGAGCCGCGCUACACGUUGUUUAUUUUUGGAAACGAGCCAACCAAGCGGGAUUUGGAUGUGCUGAAUGCCAUUACCAAUGUCGACAUUGAUAAGGAAACACUGCCGCAUGUCUACGCCUGGAAGACUGCCAUGGAUAGCUACUCCUGGGCUGAAAUGAAUCUCUUCCCAUCCCCAAAGAACGUCAAGGUUCAAAAGCUGGAGCCUUGGUAUUCAGGAACCAGUGCUAGCCACAACAGCCAGCCAUUGUUGCAUCCCAAGCGUCUGCUUGCCACGCCGAAACUGAAUUCCGUGGUCAGCGGCAGACGUGGGUCCGGACCAUUGACAGCGCCAGUUACGCCGCGUCUGGCCCGAACUCCGUCCGCCGCCAGUAUUCAAGUUGCAUCCGAAACGAACGGCGAGUCGGGCGUAUCUGCCGUGACUCCGGCAUCGCCGAUUUUGAGUUUUGCCGCCUUGACGGCAGCGACGCAGUCAUUCCAAACACCAUUGAACAAGGUGCGUGGCUUGUUCAGCCAAUAUCGGGAUCAGCGGGCCUAUAACGAGGGGGACACGCCGCUGGGCGAUCGGAACUGAAACGGAAUGGGCCCGGAAACAAAAACGGCGACUGAUUGAUGAAAUGCCGACUGCAUACUUACCCCCCAGAAUACCCGG
Molecule: messenger RNA, 3636 nt
Organism: Drosophila sechellia
Lineage: Eukaryota; Metazoa; Arthropoda; Insecta; Diptera; Drosophilidae
Gene: Ankle2
Product: ankyrin repeat and LEM domain-containing protein 2
Exons: 10
Coding region: 127-3558 (1143 amino acids)
Biological process (GO): negative regulation of phosphorylation
Cellular component (GO): endoplasmic reticulum
Molecular function (GO): protein phosphatase 2A binding
Source: RefSeq, a predicted model, not a curated record